Messenger RNA from Brachypodium distachyon (stiff brome), 1953 nucleotides. RefSeq names its product leucine-rich repeat extensin-like protein 3. Gene Ontology annotation, molecular function: protein binding. NCBI's taxonomy places the organism in Eukaryota, Viridiplantae, Streptophyta, Magnoliopsida, Poales, Poaceae. The transcript has a single exon. Bases 105 to 1724 code for a protein of 539 amino acids. The record is from RefSeq and is a predicted model, not a curated record.
CGUGCCUGCCACCUCCCGCGUCUUCCACCUCCAUAUCAACCCGUCCCCGGAGCCCCGAGAAAGGCAGAACCCGUAUCCCCGCGGGCCAUGCGUAGACGACAGCAAUGACAAGAACUCCCAUGACCAAGCCCCUCCUGUUCCUUUCGCUCCUCCUCCUCGCCGCCGCGGCCGCGGACGCCGCCGCCGGCCAACAACGCCGCACGCUGCUGGCGGGCGACGACAAUGCGUACGCGUUCCCGAACCCGCGCCUCCGCGACGCGUACGUGGCGCUCCAGUCCUGGAAGCGCGCCAUCCUGUCCGACCCGCGCAACGUGACGGGGUCCUGGUCGGGCCCCGACGUGUGCGCCUACUACGGCGUCUUCUGCGCGCCGUCCGAGUCCGACCACUACCUGACCGUGGUGGCCGGGGUCGACCUCAACCACGCCGACCUUGCCGGCCACCUCCCGGAGGAACUCGGCCUGCUGUCCGACCUCUCCGUGUUCCACGUCAACUCCAACCGCUUCUGCGGCGUGGUGCCGCGCUCCUUCCACAACCUCGGCCUCCUCCACGAGCUCGACCUCAGCAACAACCGCUUCGUCGGCGCCUUCCCGGACGUCGUGCUCCGGAUGCCCAGCCUCAAGUACCUCGACCUCCGCUACAACGAGUUCGAGGGCGCGGUUCCUCCAGAGCUCUUCGACCGCCCGCUCGACGCCAUCUUCAUAAACUCCAACCGCUUCCGCUUCCAGAUCCCCGACAACGUGGGCAACUCGCCGGCGUCGGUGCUCGUGCUCGCCAACAACGACUUCGGCGGAUGCCUCCCGGCCUCCGUCGCCAACAUGUCGUCCACGCUCAACGAGAUCAUCCUCAUGAACACGGGGCUCAAGUCCUGCGUCCCGCCCGAGCUCGGGAUGCUCGCCGAGCUCACCGUGCUCGACCUCAGCCAUAACCAGCUCAUGGGCUCCAUCCCGGCCGAGCUCGCGAAGCUACGGAACAUCGAGCAGCUCGAUCUCGGGUAUAACCGCCUCACGGGCGACGUGCCGGAGGGGAUCUGCCGGCUCCCGCGUCUACAGAACUUCACGUACUCGUAUAACUAUAUCACCGGAGAGCCGCAAACGUGCUUGCACGUCAAGGCGCUGGACGACCGCCGGAACUGCAUCCCCUACCGCCCUGACCAGAGGUCGCCCGACCAGUGCCACUUCGCCAGCAACUACCAGCAUGUCAACUGCGACGCCUUCCGGUGCAAGAAGUUCGUGCUGCCGUCGCCGCCGCCACCCCCGCCUUCUCCUCCUCCGCCCACGCCGUCUCCACCGCCACCUUCCCCACCACCGCCAUCUCCUCCUCCACCAACGCCGUCUCCCCCGCCGCCUCCAUCCCCGCCCCCACCAACACCAUCUCCUCCACCUCCUUCGCCGUCUCCCCCGCCGCCGUCCCCGUACUACGAGGUCUCGCCUGAGGAGCGCUACCUUUCGCCGCCGCCUCCAGCAUACGUGGAGCCGACAACGCCGCCCCACUACGACAUUCCAUCGCCGCCCUACUACGAGGUGUCGCCGGAGGACCGGUACAACUCGCCGCCGCCGCCAGCUACCGGCGUCCCCAAGUACGACUACGCGUCGCCUCCACCGCCGGCCUACUCGGAGGUGUCGCCUGAGGAGAGGCACCCCUCACCACCGACGCCGACGACGAUGUGGAAGCUCCCGGCGUACGACUACGCAUCGCCGCCGCCCCCGGCUGCCGGACAACCAUAAGAUGAUUGAUUCUUUUCGGGAUUUUUUUUCAUACAUACUGAUCAUACACGUUUGCUGUGGUGAAGAAAUGCCGUUGAAAUCUUUGUGUGUAUUUUUUUCUCUUUCUUUUUCUUCUUUUUUUUCUUCUCUCCUUCCCAUUCGUUUGUUUUGGUUGCGCUACAAAUGUUCCCUUGUGAAUGAAAAUAUAGAAGGUCGAUAAGGACACAAAGAGCAACAAGUUUCAUACCCA